CGUCCUUCUUCGCAGUAAUUUAUUUGCAAAUUUAAAUAUUGGAGUUAUUUGGGCAUAUAGACCUAUAUUAAAAGGUCAAACGUGGCAUAAUAUUAUUUUCUAAGCAGUUGCGGUCCUUACUACCUUUCUUCUAAUAAUUGGCUCCACCUAUAUGGGAAGGUUUUAACUAUAAAACAAAAAAAUGCGGCAGACGGAUCGAAUUAUCGCCCAGUAGUAGCUUUUCGCGGCCGCACUUCUGUGCCUUCAAGGAACAACACAAUUCUGAUUAUCGUUAUGCUUUUAAUAAUAUUGCCGCGCUUUGGAUUUUUAUGCAGAGCACCAUGAGCCGCGGAAGACCUGAUACUGUACUUCAUGGAAAGUGAAAUAGUGUGAAAGUCUUCUUGUUUAAGCAAAUGCAGCGGGGGAAAUAAAGGGUUUCUUGGUUGGUUGUGUUCCAACGAAAAUGCCUUUCGUCGAAUUUAUAGCAGGGUGGAUUUCAGGUGCCGUAGGGCUGGUAGUGGGACACCCGAUGGACACAAUGAAGGUGCGUCUGCAGACCCAGUCCACAUACAGGGGAAUACUGGACUGCGUGUCCAAAACCUACAAACAUGAAGGGAUCAAUGGAUUUUUCAAAGGAAUGUCAUUUCCUGUCCUAAGUAUCGCCAUUAGCAACUCUGUGGCCUUUGGUUCCUAUAGCAACGCCUUGGACUACCUCACCCAAUCGGAAUACACGGAUCGGAGCCAAGGCAACCCCAUUUCUCUGACAGCAGUAUAUAUGGCAGGGAGUUUUUCAGGUGCCACACAGGUUGUGGUUUCUGCCCCUAUUGACUUGGUCAAAGUACGGUUGCAGACCCAGAUACGCACUGGGGAGAAGUACAGGGGCCCAAUGCACUGCUUGGCAGUGAUCCUGAAGGAGGAGGGGCCCCGAGGAUUGUUUCGAGGCAUGGGGGCCUUGGCCUUGAGGGACGUGCCCUGCUUUGGACUCUACUUCCUGCCUUACGAGUUUUUCUGCAGGCUUCUGACUGAAGCUGGGAAGCCGCCAGGGACGUUUGCGGUGCUGGUGGCCGGUGGCAUUGCAGGCGUGGUGACAUGGGCUUGCGCCACACCUAUGGAUGUGGUGAAGGCCAGACUGCAGCUGUCAGGAACCGGGGGUCUGGCUUACAGGAGCGUCUUGGACUGCGUGAGGGUCAGCAUGCGAGAAGAAGGCCUGCGUUUCUUCUUCAAGGGCCUCCUGCUCAACAGCAUCAGGGCCUUCCCUGUCAACGCUGUGACCUUCUUGAGCUACGAGAGCCUCAUGAGGACCAUGACCAGCAGGGCCCUGGACUGAGCCUAUUAGACCUCUGUCAUCUAUGAUACAGUCCCAGACGUUUCUUGGGACCACAUGCUGACCGGAGGCUGCCCACCUACCCAGUAGGCAGGAAUUAGCCGAGAUGCAAGAGAUACACCCCCCCAUUAAAAAUGUUAGUACACCAUACAUGCGUAUUCAUUUUAAUAAAUGGAAGUCCACACGAAA
Molecule: messenger RNA, 1492 nt
Organism: Brienomyrus brachyistius
Lineage: Eukaryota; Metazoa; Chordata; Actinopteri; Osteoglossiformes; Mormyridae
Product: solute carrier family 25 member 45
Exons: 7
Coding region: 443-1306 (287 amino acids)
Biological process (GO): transmembrane transport
Cellular component (GO): mitochondrion
Molecular function (GO): transmembrane transporter activity
Source: RefSeq, a predicted model, not a curated record